ACAGAGCAAACGUGUCAAUAAUUCGUCAACCAAGGACAGUGUUUGGUUCUAGGAGACUCUGGAGUUGGAAAAACAAGUCUGGUGAGGGCUAUCACUGGAAAGCCUUUCGACGAAAUGGAAGCAAGAACGCAAGGAAUUGAGCAAAGCCUUGUUGAUGAGAAAUGGCAGAACUUAGAUAUGAAAGAUCUUACUUUUGGCAGCGUAAACCGAUUCUUUCGAGCAAUUCGUAUUCAACUAAUGUUUUAUGGAAGGGCUGGAGAAGUCAUUUUCCAGCAAUCUUGGUUUCGGAAAAGCCAAAGUCGUCGCGAGCUUCUUCUGGGGCAAAUAGCAUCUUUAUUAUAUAUAAUUAUGGAUCCUCCGAAAAAAAAAUUACUACGCGGUUCUCAUAAUGAUUGCUUUUCUUUAUGUUUUCUUUAUUUUUCUUUUCUGCGAAUCUUGGUUUGUUUUCUCUUCAAAAGAAGAUUGGAGAUUAAAGCUGAGCUUAUACUGUUUUAUGAACAACCCCCUUGAAUUAAUGAUAGGAGCAUUUCAUUCUGUUGUGUUUUACCGUUUUAUUUGUGUAAUCAAUGACGGCGAGCUAUCUAAAAUUACAAUUUUUCAAGUUAUCCUCUUUAUAGUUACAGUUAUCGCUCUUGGGUACGUUGCUCACAUACUCUUAAGAGGCCCACGAUCUUUUGUUUUGGAGCGAAAGUGUCCGCAUCCAGGUCAACUGAAGUUUAACAACCAAAGACCACUAGAAGUAAUGUUUUUUAGUCGUUUCAUCUUAAACAUCUCUAUAGGCUUCAUUUUCGUUACACUGAUCGGUGCAUUUUCAAAAAUUAUAGGGCAGGUUUCUAUCGUGAUGAUUUACUUUUACUUUGCUAUUUUCUUGGUGGAGUCAGUGCCUCGAAUUCUGAAAUCAUUACCAGAGUGGUAUCAAUGGGCAGAGUUGAUGUUAGGGGUUAUUUAUCUUUUAUCUGUUUUCGCAUGCCUUCCCUCUUUAAGCGAGAGAUUUUCCAUGACGUUAUUUGUUCUUUUAUGUGAUACAGUACACCAAGAAUACUUUUGGUUGGCAUCUGCAAUAUCAGCAUCUGGCCAUGACCACGAAGGUCCAAGUAUGUAUCCUGCAGUACAGUUGGAAAAAGCAGUAAUAAACCACAGACAAUUGAAAAAUGCCCUGAAUCAGAAGUGGUCUUCUUUGAAACUUAAGAUUCUUGAUUUUGCUGGAGAUAAAGAGUAUCAUGCCUACUUCCACAUGUUUCUAAGAAGUCAAGCUAUUUAUGUCAUUGUAUUUAAUAUUGCUGAGUUUGCAGAGGAUAGUCUCAGAGACUUGUCUGCAAAAAUAAAGAGUCUCCACCCUUGGCUUGAGUCUGUUUGUAGCCACGUGCCACCAAUUACUCCACUUCUUCUUGUGGGAACACAUAGGGGGAACAUGGAGCAAUCCACUAUGGAAAGAAUCAAUGACCAUCUAAAGGAAAACUUUUGGGAUCUUUUUUGUGAUGAGCUGGUUUUAAACAAAGAGUAUGGGUUUAUUUUUUUUCCUGUUGAAAACUCCUUGGGUCAAAACGAUGUUGGGAUUCAAACUUUUCAGAGAGCAAUCAUGGCUACUGCAGAGGAACUUAAGACAACUAUUGGUCGGAACAUUCCUCUCUCUUGGAUCCAGAUCCAGGAUGCCCUCAUCAGUAUGAAGGGUGACAAGGGAGCAAAAGUCUGUGUGAUGUUAGAAGAGUUUCCUACUGUAUUUGACAAUUUCAUUUGCACCAACUGGACUGAAGAGACACUGAAAUACUUUCACGAGAAGGGUUUUAUUAUGUACCUCGACAAAGAGCCAAAGAGGGUUCUGCUUAAUCCUGAUAUACUAAUUGAUAUUAUCAUCAGACUUGUCACUCAACAACCUGAAGGGUUUCCUCAAAGAGGUUACAGACGUCACUGGAACCUAUUGCGUGACAAAGGAAUGCUGACCAAACCCCUACUAGAGAGUAUCCUCUCAAAAGUGGUGCAGGAAAAUAAGGAAGAUGUGACUGCAUUCCUCGAAGAAUAUGACUUGAUCUGCCCUUUGACAUACCAAAAGGCUCCUGUAAAUGAGGAACCUCUGGCUCCAAUUUUCUUUGUUCCAGCACUGUUGCCAAUUUCUACCAAUGCAAACACUCCGUUGUGGAGUGACAGACCUUUAGAUAAAAAGUUAUUUGUGUUUUUCAAGAAAUUCCUACCUGAGCCUUUCUUUCACUGUCUUCUCUCUUGUGCUCACAAGAACAGCAAAGCUGAGUUUUUCCACAGUCAACCUCUUAUUUUCAGAGAUGCUGGCAAGUUCUGGUUGAAUUCCAAACAGCCUUACAGAUUAAAACUGCUAAAAGACAUGAAGAUGAUAGAGGUGACUUUCAUCAGUAGUCAAAAAGGGAUGAGACCCUCAGAUGUGCUGCGUCAGGUAUAUGCCAUGGUGGAUGGAAUUUGCAAGAGGAGUUUCCCCUUUGUAAAGUUUCAUUGUGGACCUGCCUGUCCCUCACCCGAGUGCCCUGGUCACCAGGAAGAAGGUGAUUUCCUGGCACAUGCAGUGGGUGAACCAUCUGUAGAGAGAUACCAUGUGUAUAACAUCAUGCCUGGACGUAAGGGAGAUAGAAUCCCUUUCAUGUACUGUGUAAACCAGUGUUUUGAGGAUGAGCUGAUUGAAUGGAUACCAUAGUUAUGGUGACAUUGAAUCCAUUCAUCUAACUUGUGUGCAUGACCUUUGCCCUGAGCAUGUGAUAUGCUGUAGGUAAAGAGUUAUGUGUGUUCAUGAUAGCAAAACUAAGUCUGCAUACAUCUCCUAUCUCCUUGCACACAGAUGUAGACCAUACAUUGAGUGAGCUUUAUACAUAACAUGAUAAGGAAUAAUUUGAUAAAACUUGCCUGAGUUGUACACUUGAAAAUUAGCACAAUAAUAGCCCAAUAA
Messenger RNA from Stylophora pistillata, 2908 nucleotides. RefSeq lists its product as uncharacterized. NCBI's taxonomy places the organism in Eukaryota, Metazoa, Cnidaria, Anthozoa, Scleractinia, Pocilloporidae. The record is from RefSeq and is a predicted model, not a curated record.